Messenger RNA from Alternaria atra, 1377 nucleotides. RefSeq lists its product as uncharacterized. Bases 1 to 1377 code for a protein of 458 amino acids. NCBI's taxonomy places the organism in Eukaryota, Fungi, Ascomycota, Dothideomycetes, Pleosporales, Pleosporaceae. The transcript has a single exon. Gene Ontology annotation, biological process: dehydro-D-arabinono-1,4-lactone biosynthetic process. Gene Ontology annotation, molecular function: D-arabinose 1-dehydrogenase [NAD(P)+] activity. The record is from RefSeq and is a predicted model, not a curated record. Gene Ontology annotation, cellular component: cytosol.
AUGGCGACAACGCCCGUCGAACUCCCUUCAACCAUCAGCACACUUCCCACGCGCCAGAAGCCGAUUCCGUACACCUUCGCCAACGGCCGGCGCACCCCGCUCUCCUCUAUUCUCCCACCCCUCGUCUUCGGAACUGCCACAUUCAACCACCAAUACAAUAGCGACCCUUUCGCGCUCGACACAACCGGUCUUGUGACCUCAGCGCUCACACACGGCAUUCGCGCCUUCGAUACCUCGCCAUACUACGGCCCCUCCGAACAACUCCUCGGCGAUGCGCUCGCGACACCAUUCGUCCGGGAGACGUUCCCGCGGAACUCAUACAUGAUCUUGACCAAGGUCGGGCGGAUAGCCAGUGAAGAGUUCGACUAUAGCAAAGAAUGGGUGCGCCAGAGCAUCAACAGGAGUCUGGAGAGACUACACACCGAAUACUUGGACCUGGUAUACUGCCACGACGUCGAGUUCGUGAGCCCGGCGGAGGUUUUGGAAGCAGUGAAGGAGCUACGCCGCCUCCGGGACGAAGAGGGCACGAUCCGGUAUAUCGGCAUCUCAGGAUACCCUCUCGAUGUGCUGGGCGACAUGGCUGAGCUCAUCCUCCGUGAGACGGGCGAGCCGCUUGAUGCGGUACAGUCGUACGCCAACUUCACACUCCAAAACCAGACGCUGGCCGGUCCGCGCGGGAUCUUGCGCCUCAAGAACGCAGGUGUCGACGUCGUACCGAAUGCCUCGAUUCUGGGCAUGGGCCUCUUGCGCCGCGAAGGAGUGCCCGUCGGCGCGCUCGGUGACUUCCAUCCCGCACACUCUUCCCUCCGCGAGGCAGUGCGCAAAGCAAGCGACUUCUGCGACGACUACGGCGAGCGACUCGAAGUCAUCGCCAUCCGCUUCGCGCUCGAGACAUGGAUAUCCUCUGGCGCACUGUGCGGAUCCCGCGGAGAUCCCGCAUCAGGCGUGCCUUGGAAACAUGAGUCUAUCGACGAUGUUGGUGGCUCUAAGUUGGGUGUCAGCGUCAUCGGCGUAUCUCGCGCUUCGGAGCUGGAGAAGACCAUGCUUGUGUGGCGAUCUAUUCUCGAUGGGUUGGAAGGAGGCAAAGAGACUGCUGUUAAAGCAGGUCGCUGGUAUCGUGCAUGGGAGUGGAGUAUCAACCGUAAGAGGGCAGUGCAGAUCCUUGCUGAGGGUGUGCAGGAGGUGCUUGGUGAUGGCUUUGGCUACGCGUGGGCGAGUCCUGAUCCGGGAUUCGUGAACAAGAGGAAGAAGGGUGCAAAGAAGGCGACGCACAGCGAUGCACCUGCACCCUGGUUAACGCCCGCUGCGAGUCCCGAGGCGGAGCCUGUGAAAGACACAAGUGAGGUUGCGGAAGAGAAGUCUUUGCCGCUGCGGUAA